CACACACAGAGGAGGGAAGUAGUGAUGAAGAGGGAGGAGACUGAGUGGGUUUGGUCCCUUUUUUUUUCUGCGUACACUCGCAUGAGCUUUCUGAACUUGGAAAAUAAAGUGUGUAAAGGAGUGAAGCGCACAGAAGGAGAAGAAACACAGAUACACACACACACACCAGCAUAACUAACUACAAGGCAUCAUGUUGAUCCUCCUUGGUGGUAUUUUUCUCCUGCACAUAGCUACAGUCGUCCUCCUGCUCGCUGCCACCAUUGAGAAUGCCUGGUGGACUACCGGCUUCAUAUCCACAGAUAUUUGGGGUCGUUGGACUUGGAUCAAUGGAACUAAUCAGUGGAACUAUACAGCGCUUCCAAGCACAUAUCCUGAAGAUUACCUCCAGGCUGUGCAGGCAUGCUCAAUAUUAGCGUGUGUGUUUUCGGGGAUUGGUUUGUUCGUGUUUCUCGCUCAGCUCUUCACACUGCCCAAAGGAAAACGCUUCAUCUUGUCGGGAGUGUUCCAGCUGCUUGCUUGUCUGUUUAUUAUGAUCGCUGCCUCGAUCUACACUGAUAUUUUCCACAAGAAAGAAAAUGGAUGGUACGGUCCGAGUUUUAUCAUUGCCUGGCUCGCCUUCGCUCUCACCUUCAUCUCCUGCGUCAUCUACUUUGUCCUGCGCAAGAAAACAACCUGAGGAACUCACACACUCCUACACACUCCUACAGACACACACAUGGUCAGGUUUGCUUGUGUCACUGUAGAAGAAGAAGAUAAUUCACAUGAUUAAUACAUAAAGUGGAAAAUGGUGCAUUAGGAGAAAAAAACAGAACAGAUAUGUGACAAAAUGUGUGUGUGUGUGUGUGUGUGUGUGUGUGUGUGUGUGUAUGUGUAUGUGUGUGUGUGUGUGUGUGUGUGUGUGUAAAAUGCUGAAUAAAUGAAAUAAAUCUGUUACAUUUGUGAGAGAAAUACAUAGAUUUUUCAAAUUGAUACCAUAUUGUAAUGCCACUUAUAUAAUGUUAGAAGUUUUUAUUUUCUGGGUGAAUAUGAAUUUGUUCCAAUGAAUUACAGAUAACUAAAAUGAAAUGUAAUUGUUUAUUAGUUGCAAUUUUAAUACAAAUAUUCCAAUUUUGCAUACCAUUUAUUUGCAUAAAGUCUCUUUGAAUGUGUAAAUAUGGUGUUGUUCAGUUGAUUAUUUCUUGUAUGCUUCUAAUUUGUUUACACACUUUUACUGCAUGGCUUUGAGAAAUGCUCGAAUCUGAUUGGUCCGUGGAGUUACAAGUGUGUUUGCAUUUCUACACACUUAUUUUACAUACUUUUUCAUCAUGCACGAUUUUAAUAAAAUAAGAAAACUUUCUCUAAAAGUCAGUGUAGCUAAUCAGUGUGUAAACGAUUGUGAAGAAAGCACAGCAAGAACAAUUAGUCUUUAUUUGUUUUGUUUUUUGUUACAUGUUUUUUGUGCAGUGUGUAUUAAAGUUUAAUCCCAAAUUA
Tachysurus vachellii is the source of this 1470-nucleotide messenger RNA. Its product is annotated as epithelial membrane protein 2-like. The transcript has 5 exons. The record is from RefSeq and is a predicted model, not a curated record. Bases 191 to 676 code for a protein of 161 amino acids. NCBI's taxonomy places the organism in Eukaryota, Metazoa, Chordata, Actinopteri, Siluriformes, Bagridae. Gene Ontology annotation, cellular component: plasma membrane.